Molecule: messenger RNA, 2083 nt
Organism: Chlorocebus sabaeus (green monkey)
Lineage: Eukaryota; Metazoa; Chordata; Mammalia; Primates; Cercopithecidae
Source: RefSeq, a predicted model, not a curated record
CUGACCUUGUGAUCCACCUGCCUUGGCCUACCAGGGUGCUGGGAUUACAGAUUUUUUUUUUUUUUUAAGUGUAAUUAUGUAGCAUUGUAUCAUAGUAAAACUAGCCAAAAAUAUGAAAGGAUAAAAAUAUGAUUCUGACCAUAAAAGGUAGUAUAUUAUGGUGGGUUCUUAAGCAAGCAUGAUAAUGGCGAAUUUGUUAACUUCUCAGGAGGAAAAAAAGCAAGAGCAGAAGUCGUAGUCAUGAACGAAAGAGAAGCAAAAGUAAGGAACGGAAGCGAAGUAGAGAUAGAGAAAGGAAAAAGAGUAAAAGCCGUGAAAGAAAGCGAAGUAGAAGCAAAGAGAGGCGACGGAGCCGCUCAAGAAGUCGAGAUCGAAGAUUUAGAGGCCGCUACAGAAGUCCUUACUCCGGACCAAAAUUUAACAGUGCCAUCCGAGGAAAGAUUGGGUUGCCUCAUAGCAUCAAAUUAAGUAGACGACGUUCCCAAAGCAAAAGUCCAUUCAGAAAAGACAAGAGCCCUGUGAGGGAACCUAUUGAUAAUUUAACUCCUGAGGAAAGAGAUGCAAGGACAGUCUUCUGUAUGCAGCUGGCGGCAAGAAUUCGACCAAGGGAUUUGGAAGAGUUUUUCUCUACAGUAGGAAAGGUUUGAGAUGUGAGAAUGAUAUCUGACAGAAAUUCAAGACGUUCCAAAGGAAUUGCUUAUGUGGAGUUCGUUGAUGUUAGCUCAGUGCCUCUAGCAAUAGGAUUAACGGGCCAACGAGUUUUAGGAGUGCCAAUCAUAGUACAGGCAUCACAGGAGAAUAAAGGCAGCCCCGUUGAUGACUGAAAAUGACAAAGCAUCCACCUAACAGACGAGGAAUCAGCUUUGAAGUGGGAGCCCAGUUGGAAGCCCGGGACCGUUUAAAAAACUGGUAUCCAGCUCACAUAGAAGACAUUGACUAUGAGGAGGGAAAAGUACUCAUCCAUUUCAAGCGCUGGAACCAUCGUUAUGAUGAGUAGUUCUGCUGGGACAGUCCUUAUUUACGCCCUUUAGAGAAAAUACAGCUGAGGAAAGAGGGCUUGCAUGAAGAGGAUGGAUCUUCUGAAUUUCAAAUAAAUGAGCAGGUCCUUGCUUGCUGGUCUGAUUGUCGUUUUUACCCGGCCAAAGUCACUGCUGUUAACAAGGAUGGUACUUACACUGUGAAAUUUUAUGAUGGAGUAGUUCAGACUGUCAAACAUAUUCAUGUCAAAGCUUUUUCCAAAGAUCAGAAUAUUGUGGGUAAUGCUAGGCCUAAAGAAACAGAUCACAAAAGUCUUUCAUCAUCUCCUGAUAAACGAGAGAAGUUUAAAGAACAGAGAAAAGCCACAGUGAAUGUGAAGAAAGACAAAGAAGAUAAACCCUUAAAGACAGAAAAGCGACCCAAGCAGCUUGAUAAAGAAGGAAAGUUAAUCUGUUCUGAAAAGGGGAAAGUAUCAGAGAAAAGUCUUCCCAAGAACGAGAAGGAAGACAAGGAAAACAUUUCAGAAAACGACAGGGAGUAUUCUGGAGAUGCCCAAGUGGAUAAGAAACCUGAAAAUGACAUUGUGAAGAGUCCACAAGAAAACUUGAGGGAACCCAAAAGAAAACGAGGCAGACCCCCUUCCAUAGCUCCUACUGGUGAGUUUUUCAAGUGGGCUCUGCAGUGGGCAAUGCCAGAGUAUUCUUCUGUGGCCCUUUGUGGUUCUUUGUAACUUGUAUACUUCAAUCCUUUGUUUUUGUGACUGAUUUUGAGUUUUCUUAUGAUCUGGAAACAAUUUGUGUUCAUGAAGCUGAAUUUAAGUGAGGCACAUAUCCAAGUUGGGAAUCUAAGUUGGGAAGUGUGUUCGUAACUGAGCUUCCUAAAGUAGUGGUUAACUGUUGACUGGAUACUUCAGCUUAUAUGAUAAACCUGAUAAACCAAGGCCUUUUGCUUGUGCUUUUUCAAAUGAUCUCAGUUUGAGUCAGCUUAAUAGAACCUGGAAUCAGGAAAUAGUGUUCUAAUGAGACAGAUGUGAAAGAAAAGUAGUAAAAAGGUAUGGGCUUCUGAAGGAGACGAGGACAAAGGAACAUUGGAGCUAGAAAAGCAU